This is a messenger RNA of Mizuhopecten yessoensis (Yesso scallop), 1673 nucleotides long. RefSeq names its product cathepsin Z-like. Gene Ontology annotation, cellular component: lysosome. Gene Ontology annotation, molecular function: cysteine-type endopeptidase activity. The record is from RefSeq and is a predicted model, not a curated record. The transcript has 7 exons. The coding region runs from base 87 to 1031 and encodes 314 amino acids. Lineage: Eukaryota; Metazoa; Mollusca; Bivalvia; Pectinida; Pectinidae.
GACCGUAGCUUUUCAGUGUUGUAAGCGAUGUUUAUUGGCGUCUCGUGAUCAUUACGAAAACAUAACAGAAGUUGUCAUCAAACAAGAUGGGCCUCCCUUUUGUAACUGUGUUCAUUCUCGUUACGGCUGUUGGUGCGAAAGUCUAUGAGUUUGAGUUCAACUCAAACAAAAGGGUCUCAUUCAACAGAAAACCAGCUUGCCUUGAUGACUCGUUCAGAAAGGGGAUACUACCAGUAAGGACAUAUCCCAGACCCCAUGAGUACCUAGACAUGAAUGACCUGCCUAAGGCCUGGGACUGGCGUAAUAUAAAUGGCACCAACUUCUGUAGUACGACUCGUAAUCAGCAUAUUCCUCAAUAUUGUGGUUCUUGCUGGGGUAUGGGAUCUACAAGUGCCAUUGCUGAUCGUAUUAACAUAAAACGGAAGGGAGCCUGGCCGUCCUCUUAUCUCUCCGUACAACAUGUUAUUGACUGUGCUGGUGCUGGCUCAUGUGACGGGGGUGAUGACCUGCCAGUGUACGCCUACGCCAACAAGCAUGGCAUCCCAGAUGAGACAUGCAACAACUACCAAGCGAAAAAUCAAGAAUGUAAUACAUUCAAUGCCUGCGGGACAUGCACAACCUUUGGACAAUGUAGUCAGCUAAAGAACUACACUCUAUGGAGAGUGGGGGACUAUGGUUCUGUUAUAGGCAGGGACAAAAUGAUGGCAGAGAUUUACCAAAAUGGACCCAUAAGCUGUGGUGUUAUGGCAACUGAUACCUUAGAGGCCUACACAGGUGGUAUUUUCAAGGAAAAGCAUUUAUUGCCAAUGGUGAACCACAUCAUAUCUGUAGCAGGAUGGGGAGUAGACGAGGCCACCAACACCGAGUUCUGGAUAGUGAGGAACUCCUGGGGGGAGCCAUGGGGGGAGCAUGGCUGGUUCCGUAUUGUCACCAGUAGAUACAUGAACGGCAAAGGGGACGAAUACAACCUGGCUAUAGAGUCACGCUGUAGCUUUGGUGAUGUCAUUGUCCCAAAAAGCUACUUACCAUAAUGAUGAAAGCGAAACUUCAAACAAACACCCAUUAUAUUAAACCUGAUUACACCUUGUGUAUGAAGCUUCAAAGACAAUAAAAAAACUGAAGUCUGCAAUUUAAACCUUUGUGUACAUAUAACAAAAUGCUGGCUUAAGUAUUCCUGCAUAUUUUUUAACGUAAUGCCAACUUAUUUUUAUUGUUACACUAAAUUUGUAAUUGAAUGUAAGAAAGCAAGCCACAGCAGGCAUCUAUGCAAACUAUUUGUAUUUUAAUUUCUAGCUGUUUGUAGCAAAUCUUGCAUAAUGUUUGAUGCAGUCAUUGUUAAAGAUAUAUAUUAAGGGGUCUGGAUGAGAUAAAGAGAUCUGUGAUUUUUUGUAGUCAUUCCAAUUUGUAUUGCAUUUACAUGUAUACUGUAAUCUGUUGCAAUAUUGAAGGUGCUCAUUACUGAGCAACGCUAUGUGAUAUGUGUGCAGUUUAGUAAAUAGUAUACAUGAAGAGUGGGUGAUAUCAUGUUUAAAUGAAUAACGGUCAAUGUCAGUUACGUUAUAAAAUUAUUAUUGAAAGGAAUUUUUCCUUACCUUGUAGAUUAAUAGAAUCUUCCCCUACCUUGAGGGUGUGACAGGGAAAUCUCCAACCCGAAGGGUAAUGUUUUUUGGUUG